Diatraea saccharalis (sugarcane borer) is the source of this 1215-nucleotide messenger RNA. The record is from the annotation of a GenBank genome assembly. Lineage: Eukaryota; Metazoa; Arthropoda; Insecta; Lepidoptera; Crambidae.
AUGGCAGAGGUAACCCUGGAGUUCUUACAGGACCUGAUCAAGGAUGACGAACCAGACGUUACAGUCAACUAUUUUGAGGGAGCGCCCGGUUCAAAGCGCGGAGACAAUUACACCUCCAUGGUAUACCGGAUCACACUCAAAGGAAUCCGACGUCACAUCGAGCCGGGAUCCAACGAAUCCGAAGAUCCGUGGGAGAGUUCCAUCAUCUACAAAUGCCUCCCAGAAAGCGUACAUCUCCGUGACGCAUUCAAAAGCGACGAGUUAUUUUGCAACGAAGUUGCAUUUUAUAACAAGAUCUGGCCUUCAUUGAGCAGCUUCCAGAAACUUUGGGACGUGAAGACUCCUUUUAAAUCCAUACCAAAAUGCUAUUUAGCGCAGAGCGACACUGUGGUACUAAAGGAUUUAAAACGAUUGGGCUUUGUAAUGCCGGACCGGAGGCAGGGCUUGAGUAUCGAACAAUGUUACUUUGUGCUGAAGCAUUUGGCGCAAUUUCAUGCGUUGUCUUUGGCUAUGAAGUGCCAUAACCCGGAGGAGUUUUAUGAAUUGCUUAAUGUGCAAGAUGGACUAUCUGAAGUAUUCUUCGUAUCAGAGAACGAAGAUUACUACAGGAAUUACUACAAAGAGGCGGCUCUCAACGCGAUCUCUAUGGUGGAAACCGAAAUGGGAGACUUCACCGACAAGGAGCGGUACUUGGAGAAGUUCAGGCAGUUCUGCAGCGAAGAGACCCUCUUCAAGACGAUGGUGGAUUUGGUGACACCAAAGGAGCCGUUGGCGAUGUAUUUGGUAGAUUUCCAAUUAGCAAGAUACGCGUCCCCAGCUCUGGACUUAGCUUAUGUCACUUAUCUGUGCCUGGAAAGGUCGCAGAGAGAGGAGCACCUGACCUCACUCUUGGAAUACUACACCGACGAGCUGCACAGAAGGCUGCUUGAAAUGGGAGACGAGGAGUCUGUCUUUUACACCAGUUUGACGAGGGAUAUUAUGUACGAGAUGCUGCAAGAAGAAUUCAAGCGGUGUGCUCGGUUUGCGCUCGGCAUUGCUCUUGACAUGUACCCGAUCAUGACGUGCGAUAGCAACGAGGCACCUAAUCUCUAUCAAGCUAAGGAAAAUGAAUCCCCCCGUCACGAAUGCACUAAGCCAGUGUGGACCUCAAAUGAGGCUUGUAGAAGGAAAAUGACAGAUCUAGUAAUGGAAUUAGUUGAUAAUGGAUUGUUAUAG